Hippocampus zosterae (dwarf seahorse) is the source of this 1497-nucleotide messenger RNA. RefSeq names its product cyclin-dependent kinase inhibitor 1Bb (gene cdkn1bb). Gene Ontology annotation, cellular component: nucleus; cytoplasm. The coding region runs from base 390 to 929 and encodes 179 amino acids. Gene Ontology annotation, molecular function: protein-folding chaperone binding; cyclin-dependent protein serine/threonine kinase inhibitor activity. The transcript is spliced from 3 exons. Gene Ontology annotation, biological process: negative regulation of cell population proliferation; G1/S transition of mitotic cell cycle; regulation of cell cycle. The record is from RefSeq and is a predicted model, not a curated record. NCBI's taxonomy places the organism in Eukaryota, Metazoa, Chordata, Actinopteri, Syngnathiformes, Syngnathidae.
GUCAAGCUCUCAAACUCUAAAGUACGUCGACUCAAUCGCCAUAUUGGCUUCGGAGAAGCUCGUGUGUGCGCUGUCGUCCUGUUUUUUUUGUUGUUUGUUUUGUUUUCCCCCCCUCCAGCGGAUUUAAAGUGACAAGAAGCGGUUGGGAGUUGACGAAAGCGAGGCGAGCUAAAGCGGUUGACGUUUUAAUGGCGUGAACGGGUUUUCUCCAUCUUUACCCUACGUCGCGUUUGACUAUUUUUUGGGAAGAUCUUAACCAGCGUACAAUUGUUUUCGUUCACGCCGAAAAAAAGUGGACUCUCCCGGUUGUUUUCGUGGGUCUUUCUCCGUGGUGGAGCGGAACGGGGUGGGGGAUUAAAACAGAAAACGACAAAACAUAAAAAAGAAAGAUGUCCGAUGUUCGACUUUCCAGCGGCAGCCCGACGUUGGAGCGGAGCGAGCCGCGCUUGUCGGAGCACCCGAAACCGUCAGCCUGCCGGAUCCUCUUCGGCUCGGUGGACCACGACGAGCUCCGCCGGGAUUUAAAGGGACACCUGCGGGAGCUCGAGGCGGCCGCCGUCGCCAAGUGGAGCUUCGACUUCGCCUCGCACAGCCCGCUGGAAAACGACGCCGGGCUCCGCUGGGAGCUGGUGGACUGUCGCGAUGUGCCGGACUUCUAUACGCGUCUGGAGCGAAGGAGUUCGGGGAAUAACCGUUUGGAUGUAAACGGGAACCACCGCUGUGUUGUCGGCGAGCCCGCGGAAGAGCGAGCCGGUGGGCCGACGUCGUGUCCGGAGCAGUGCACCGCUUUAAGGAAGAGACCUGCCUGUCACGAGCCCUCAACCCAAAGUAAGAGGCCGCACAGCAGCCCGGCUGAGUAUCCGAACCGGAGUCGCUCCGCUGAACACACGCCCAGAAAGAGCAGCGGAAGCCCGGGGAGGCAAACGUGAGACGGGCGAGUUGAAGAUGCAUUUCCUCUGCGUAUGUCAGUCGCCUUUUUUUUUUCUUCGUUUUGGAAGAAGAGGAAGUACACAUAUCAGCUCUCUUCGAGGAUGCUGUUGAAGCACUGAUUCAGAAAAACACUAACAAAAAAAAAACAAAGUUGUGGCACUCAAAACGGAAAUUUGUUGUUUUUGUUUAAAGUUACUGCCUCUGAAAAGCAGUCGAUGUAGCAUUGUGCAAUUUGAGUUUGUUUGAGUUCUGUUCCUUUGCUCCUUAUUUUUUUUUGUACUACCUGUGUGUGUAUAUAAAUUAUAAUUUCUCUCCAUAUGUAGCACAUAAGACAACAGUGUGAUUUGAAAAUCCCUUUAUAUAUAUAUAUAGAUAUCUAUAUAAUAUAUAUAGAUAUGUAUAUAAAAUUUAAAAAGACACAGUGUGAAUUUUGAUUUGACGUGAAGAAUUGCAGUGUAGUUUGAUUUCCAAAAUGCUGUUUUAUAUACUUAAAGGCAGUUUUGACUUUGACUCGGUUAAAAAAAAAAAAGUUUGUGUGCGUGUGUGUGUGAGAGAAAAAAAAAGAAA